GAAGAAUUUUGUCCUCAGAUUAAUACCAUUCCUUGAAGCAUUGAAAGUGGAGGAAACGGAACGGUUGCAAUCCGGUCAGGAUGAGUAGCUCUCCUGGCGAUUCCGGAGUUCCGGCUUCACCUGCCAACACCGAUGACUUGCCAUCACCCAUGUCUCCCAUGGGAGAACCUUUGGAAGUCAUGACGGUCACCGAGCCUAUUGCGAAAAGUGAGGCAGUAUCUGGACCCAAUCCUGAGGAACAAAGUGCUAGUAUAGAUCAUCAUGAAUGUGUUCCUAACGAAGUAAAAAUGGACCAAGAUGUAUCAAGUCAGGGGGAAUCAAAGCAACAAGAUUCGGGCCGAAGUAGUCUAAACAUAGAAAUUAAAGAAGAGCCCGACCAAGACCCUCCGGUUCAAGUGGAAAGGCCAAAAAGUCCCUCGCCAGCCUCAGAAGUGACGGUUGAAGCCACAAGUAAUCCCUUCUACUACGUCAAGUGGAUCACCUUUAGUGGGACGAGGUGUCCAAUUAUAACGCAAGAGGAAAACGGUCCUUGUCCACUCUUGAGUCUGAUGAACUUGUUGUUACUCAGGGGCAAGACUUCUUUACCCGAUGGAUGUGAAGUGAUCUCGUCCGAUGAAUUGGUUGAAAAGUUGGCUGAAAUACUGUUGGAAUCAAUGCCCAAGAGCGUGAACGAUGACGAGCGAUUGAACUACGAGCAAAAUAUCAACGAUGGCAUAGCACUCCUGCCCUCCAUCGUCAAGGGACUGUUUGUCAAUAUCCGAUUUAGUGGGGUGACCCAAUUUGAAUACACGGAUUCGCUAGUUAUUUUCGAUCUAUUAAACGUGCCAUUAUACCACGGUUGGGUGGUAGAUCCACAAAGCAAGCUCUUAGCUCAAGCCGUUGGCAAUCUGAGUUACAACGAACUCACUACGAAAACUAUUACGGAUAUGUCAAGCGACGACGAGGAAAAGGUGCGAAUGGCGUUGCUGACCCGUGAGUUUCUGGAAGAAAGUGCCUUACAAUUGACAUUUCAUGGCUUGUGUGAGCUCAAUGAGAAGAUGCGCGACGGGGAGUUGGCCAUUAUGUUUCGGAACAAUCAUUUCUCCACUUUAUACAAACAGAAGGGGGAGUUGUUUGAACUGAUGAGCGACCAAGGCUUUUUGAAAGAGCCGUCUGUGGUUUGGCAAACUUUAUCCACCAUUGACGGAGACUGCCAAUUCGUGGACCACAGUUUUAAGUCCGUUCCACCCAAGGAACCUGUAACCUGUGAUAUUCGCACCAAGGAGCAACAGAUCGACCAGGACCAUUUGCUUGCCAUGACAUUGGCUGAAGAGGACAAGAAUCGAAGUCGGGAAGCCAACAAUCAGACCACCGACUCGAAGGCCGAAUGGUCUCAAUUACCUCCGCCAGGUUCUGUGUCUGACGAGGAAUUGGCCUUGCGUUUACAAGAAGAAGAGCGUGAAGCUGCUCUGGCCGCUGAACAACAGCAUCAACGCCAAAGUGGAGGAGGUGGAGGUCGCCGCCAUCCCCACCAGCACCAAAGGUCGCAAUCCCAACCGUCAGCUUCUCAAGCGUCUGGCUCCAGUUCACAGACCAGAAGCUCUCAAGGCCAAAGCAAGAAACUUUGUGUAAUCUCCUGAGAUUUUAUGGCUCGUUGCUACUUCUUUGAUAACGGCGCAGUCCAAACUGCAUACAACUACUUCAAACACCCAAAUCAUUUCCAUACCGCCCUGCAAUCAAAUCUACAAAUGUGGAUAAAAUCAAUUUCAUAUUUUCCUAGACUCGCCUAUCACGAAAUUCUUGUAUAUUCAUCAGCAGCGUCGUUCCUUUCCAAGCAUUCCUACUUUAAAAAACAUAUAAUAAAUCAUUGAUCAAUCAAGGCAAAUA
Tigriopus californicus is the source of this 1866-nucleotide messenger RNA. RefSeq names its product ubiquitin carboxyl-terminal hydrolase MINDY-2-like. Gene Ontology annotation, cellular component: cell periphery; cytosol. Lineage: Eukaryota; Metazoa; Arthropoda; Copepoda; Harpacticoida; Harpacticidae. The record is from RefSeq and is a predicted model, not a curated record. Gene Ontology annotation, biological process: protein K48-linked deubiquitination. Gene Ontology annotation, molecular function: cysteine-type deubiquitinase activity; K48-linked deubiquitinase activity; cysteine-type carboxypeptidase activity.